Protobothrops mucrosquamatus (brown spotted pit viper) is the source of this 763-nucleotide messenger RNA. Its product is annotated as phosphatidylinositol 3-kinase catalytic subunit type 3. Gene Ontology annotation, biological process: autophagy of peroxisome; endocytosis; phosphatidylinositol-mediated signaling. The record is from RefSeq and is a predicted model, not a curated record. Gene Ontology annotation, cellular component: membrane; phosphatidylinositol 3-kinase complex, class III, type II; phagophore assembly site. Gene Ontology annotation, molecular function: 1-phosphatidylinositol-3-kinase activity. NCBI's taxonomy places the organism in Eukaryota, Metazoa, Chordata, Lepidosauria, Squamata, Viperidae.
GUUCAAGACAAAUUCCGUCUGGAUCUGUCUGAUGAGGAAGCUGUACACUACAUGCAGAGCCUGAUUGACGAAAGUGUCCAUGCUCUCUUUGCAGCGAUGGUGGAACAGAUCCAUAAGUUUGCUCAGUACUGGAGAAAAUGAGACCUCCUCAACUUUUGAAGACAAGAAUUCACACACAGCUGCCGCGUGGAACUGCUGAAGAUAACAUCAAACCAGGAUGUAACUUUUCUUCCUUGGAUAAUCCAUUUAUCAAGAACUGCCAUUCCGAACUAGGUCAAUCAAGGGUGUUGUAUGUUCUUCACUCUUGGUUAUCAGCCAUAGUUUGGAAAAACCACCAUAACAAGAAGAAAAUAAACGUCUUACGGUUUUUGAAGGACAUCUGGGCAACCUAUUAUUGUGGUUUGUUGGGACAAAAAGCCUGAAAUGUCUCCUUGCACUUAACCUGGACUUUGUGGUCCCUUUAGAAGAACACAACUAUGGAAAGAUACCUGCGGCCAAAGCUUAUGAACUUGGGAGUGAAGUUUGGGGUCCAAACAAAGUCAGACCUUCCUUUUAAGAGUAGGUUAAUUCCUACAGUUUAGAAAAUGGGAUCCUAACAAGGUCUCAGCGGAUCUGGACCUUAGAACAAAACCAAGUUCUUAAAGACAUCAGUGAUGGACUUCAAAUGCCUGACAGGGAGAGAGCGACAGAUUUCGCUUUCCAUAGAAAAACAUAAUGUAUGUUGACUUUAUCUGCCAAAUCUAAUAAAAUGACUUUGGUGCAA